Molecule: messenger RNA, 3527 nt
Organism: Poecile atricapillus (Black-capped chickadee)
Lineage: Eukaryota; Metazoa; Chordata; Aves; Passeriformes; Paridae
Gene: FDX1
Product: ferredoxin 1
Exons: 4
Coding region: 52-597 (181 amino acids)
Biological process (GO): positive regulation of oxidoreductase activity; P450-containing electron transport chain
Cellular component (GO): mitochondrion
Molecular function (GO): 2 iron, 2 sulfur cluster binding
Source: RefSeq, a predicted model, not a curated record
GCGGGACUUUGCCCCCGCCCCGGCGGGCCCCAGCGCUCCCGUCCCACCGCCAUGGCCGCCAUAGCCUCCCCGGGGCCGGCGCGGCUCCUCCGGGCCGCCGCCGCUUCCUCCCGCCGCUGGCUCUUCUCCGCCUCGCCGGCAGCCGGGCCGAGACCGGGCUGCGGCAGCGCUGCCGCUGUCGGGCGGGCAGCGCGGCCGUUCAGCCUCUCUGCCCGGGCGGUGCUCAGCUCAGAAGAUAAAAUAACUGUUCAUUUCAUAAACCGCGAUGGUGACAAACUAACAGCCAAGGGAAAACCUGGGGAUUCACUGCUGGAUGUUGUUGUUGACAAUAAUCUAGACAUAGAUGGUUUUGGUGCAUGUGAAGGAACACUAGCCUGUUCAACUUGUCAUUUAAUAUUUGAAGACCACAUAUUUGAGAAACUAGAUGCAAUUACUGAUGAAGAGAUGGACAUGCUGGACCUGGCAUAUGGCCUCACAGAUACAUCACGUUUAGGCUGCCAAAUCUGCUUGAAGAAAUCAAUGAAUGAUAUGACUGUUCGAGUACCAGAAGCUGUGGCUGAUGCUAGACAAUCAGUAGAUAUGAGUAAAAACUCCUAAAAGAAAAUAUCCUAGGGGUUUUAAAGAAGCUUAAUUAUUUUUAUAACUUAUUUUUAAAUGUGUAAUUAAAUAUGGAAAUUUACAUAAUUGUGAGUUAUUUUAUAUGACUAUCAAUAUUAGAUCAAUGCUAUUUUAAUUUUCUUUAUAGAACCUCUUAUAUUUUUACGCUUAAAAUGCAAUAAUACUUCUUAUAAGUAGUCAUUGGAUUAUAAACAUUAGCAAGUAUAUUACAGAUUUCAUAUUACAUUAUUCUGCCAAAACAUUUAAUGACAUCUAAAAACUGGAUCACUUAUACAGGACUUCUCCUAAAACAAGCUCUGAGCAUUUCUUGAUGUCAGACCUGAAUGUUUAAGAGAAAAAAGCUUGUAGGACUGCAUGGGAUCUUUUUAAGUGUUGCCAUUAAAGAUCGUAUGCUCAGAGCUAAUUAAAAUUCUCAGUAAAUACGAUACUUUCUCAGCAAAUAGUGGAUUUUCAGGAUAGGAAUUUUCCAAAUUUUGGAAUCUCAGUGAGAUGUGGCAAAUGUUGUCUUGUGAAAAUUCUGCUAAACCCAUGAGUUCUAGGAGCUGUGUUAUGGUUUAACCCAGCAGGCAGCUAAAUGCCGCUUAACCAUUCACUUGCACCCCACCACUGCCCACCCCCCUUCCAAAUGGGAUGGGGGGGAUAGACUUGGAGGGGAAAAAAAGGUGACAUUCAUGUGUUAGACAGUUUAAUAGGACAGAAGAGAAAGGAAAACAACAGUAAUAAUGACAAAACAAGUGAGGCACAACACAAUUGCCUACCACCUGAUGACUGAUGCCCAGCCAGUUUCUGAGCAAUGACCCCCAGCCAACUUUUGCCCCAGUUGAUAUUUUGAGCAUGACACCAUAUAUUCUGGGACCUCCUGCUGGUCACUUGGGGUCAGCUGUCCUGGCUGUGUCCCCUCCCAAUUCCUUGUGCAGCCCCACAAAGUGAGGUGAGAAUCUGAAAAGGCCUUGACUUAGUUGUUGCUAAGCUGUGUUUACAUUUAAACACCAGUGUGUUACAAACAUUAUUCUGAUUCUAAAUAAAAAACAGCACUGUACCAGCUACUAGGAAGAAAAUCAGCUCUCUCGCAGGUGAAACCAGGAGAGGCUGAUACAGGAUGUUGGCACCUGCAGCUUAACCGUGGCCCAAAUCAGAUGUGAGUAAACCUCGACAAUAUUUACAUUUGACUACACCACAUAUAUUGGGAUAGAGCAGCCUUAGAAGAAUGAAUCCUUGGAGCUGUGUAAUGGGAGAACAUACCCAGUGGAAUUACAGCCUACCCAUCACAAACUUUCACUGUCCUCUAUAUAUGGCUGAGUUGGGAUUGAACAGGGCAAUGUUUGUUGACAUCAGAUUUGUUCUGAAAUCUUUAUCCCUUUUUAGUUUAGAGCUUGUGCAGGUGGCAGUCUGAUGUUAGCUAGGCUGUUCAGCUUGGAGAGAUUGCUUGAUUCUGGGCCUUGCUCACAGAAUCAUUUCAGUAACAGUUGAUGUGAAAUGACCAAGUAUAUUUGUUUCAUAAAAAUGGCCUAGGUUCCCCAGAAGGUACAGGGAAACCCCUGUGGGGAGGUGGUAUCUGCACUGAUGAUGAAGAGCUUUCAGUUGAAUACUGUUUUAGUCUUUCUAAAGUAGCCCAAAUAAAACAAUGUUUCUAAGAUUAUGAUUCUCUCCAACUUUACAUAAUACUUACAUGAACUGGUUAUCACCAGGAGUUGUUAAAUUUGAUUUUUUUUGCCUUUAUAUAUAUGUAUAUAUAUAAACCAUGUUUGUUUACAUUUGAAUGAUCUAAUGCAUUCAUUAAUGAUUUGUUUGAACUGGUAACAAUGACAUCUGGACAUCUUGCAUAUAUGGGAGGAGAUAAAAGUUAUUUUUCCAGUGUCAAAUAUUGGGAAUAUUUUGAGUUUCAUAAAGAGGGAGAAAAAAGUUCCUCUUUGUUAUAAAAAUUAAUAUUUUCUAGAACUAUAUUAAAAAUAGAUGUGGGUCAGAUUCUUUUAUUUUCUUUCUUAGUUACCUCAUUUCCUUCUGUUACCUUUUAACUUCGUCGUAAUGCAAGGUAUACUACUUGUGGUCUGCUCAAAACUUAAUCACGUAGGGGUUUCAGAAUACACUUCUGAUGUCAUCUGAUUAAAACAGACUUCAGAAUUAAAAUUUCAAGGCUUUAUGGAAGGGCAGAGAGAGGAAGGUCAGGGAGAAGGGGAGGCAUACAUUGAAGAAAUGUCCUGAAGAUGCUGCUGCGAUUCUAACUAUGACUGAGAGGUUGCCCUCACACGGUCAGACACCAAGGUAAAUCUCACUUUGUAUUGCCUUUGUCCUGAGCUCAUUUAUAUACAGUUAGUACUAUUAAAUCUUGAGGUUUUGGUUUUGUUUUUUUUUUUACCUGAGACAGCUUAUCAGCUUCCAAGAGAAGGAACUUGGGUCAUAACCAGAUGUGUUGUGCAUUUGUACAUCAGAAAGAAAUAUGAGGUUUCAGUAUACCUGUGAGGUAUAAGGGUAGAUGUUGAUAUUUAUUGAGUUUUGGGCUCUUGACUUUUUGCUUUGGGUUUAUGGGUUUUUUUUUCAUACAGCACCAGGUACUUCUUGUGAGAAUCUUGAAGUGCUUAACACUGUGUUAAACAAAUGUGGAACAGCUCCCAAGUGAGUUUUCUUUCUAAGCCAAGGUGGUUUUGUUGUGUGUUUCCUGUGACAGCUUCUCAUUACAAAGACUUUGACUCUCCUUUACUGUGCCUGUGGAAUGAAUUUCUCAGCACAGCAAGGCAAAAAAGGACACUUCGAAGUUCAUUUUGAAUUCUAGAGGUAUCCCAUACUGCAUGCAAAUGGAAAUCUCGGAACACAAAGGAACUGACUUGUAGUCCCCAAAAUGCACAGCUCAGAGAUACUAGUUUAUUGUCAAAAUGAUUUGCAAAUAAAUCUUAUUUUUAACCUCUUUCUGA